UCUUGCUGGUUUAUUUGAUUCUCUCGGAUGAACUGGAAAUAACAGAGAAGGUUUGGAUUUAUCUGGAUAUAUACGCCAAUUCCAUUGUCUCUCAGAAAACAGCUCAAUAUAUAAGAAAAACAUCAAAAUUACUAGCUAAAAAGAUUGGAAGUCGGGAAUCUGUUCUACCUUUCAGCUUUAGCAAACUCAAAGAGAAGGAGAUGGAUCAACUAGAAAAUAUAUUUAACAGGUGGAAUAAAGAGACUAUAACUGAAGAUCAGAUGAAGCUUCUCUGGGGAAACAGAAAUAGAAAACUUCUGGAGGGAAGAUUUGAUGUUAUCCAGGGGAUAGCGGAGGGGGAUUUCUUGAUGGGUUUGGUAGAGCGGGGUGGUGGAUCUAUACAACGACAUCAGUAUAUAACAUGGAGAACAAUUGGCCUUGCUUUCAGGAUACCGGAUGUAGAGAGUAGUUUAAGUGAGGGAAAUAUUACCCUGUUGACUGGAAACCGAGAACUAUCUUAUGAAGGAGAUAUAAUUACAGGUCCUUUUAUUUCCCAUGGAAUGAUCAGCAACACAAAAUGGUCAGUUCAGGAUGAGGUUCCUGAUUCUAAAUGUUUUACAGAAGAAACUUUCAAAAGCCUGGAGACUGCUGUAAAAACUAUUUCCCUGGAUACAAAGAAAUCAUCAAUAACAUUAUUAAGUCCUGGCUCAGCUGGCAAGUUAAACUUUACAAAACUAGGAAUAGAGAACCUAUGGAUAGGUGUGAGUAUGACACAUAUAUUGGAAAAUAUUCAGGCUCAGGUGUGUAAAAAUCUGUGGCUGGAAACCCCUCUCUAUCUUCUCCAAGUUGAAACUAAACUAUUACCAGCAUUCAUUCAAAAGGUGUGUGAGAUGGCCUCCAAAUUUGGUUUCAAAUUUGAAAAACUCUUAGAAGAAUCAGAUCAGGAACUAGCUUCAGUCCUCAAGUUUUCCAAAAGUGAAUAAUGAUCAAAAACAUCAAUAAAAGGAUAGUUAAAAAAUAAAAUGUGUUUGUCUUCUGGUCUAUUUUACUCUCCUCUACUCAGUACUCUCGAGUCUCGACUGAUGAUUCUUUUUGGUCCUUGCGUUAUUUAUACAUUAUUGAUGACACAC
Eurytemora carolleeae is the source of this 1109-nucleotide messenger RNA. Its product is annotated as dynein assembly factor 3, axonemal. The record is from RefSeq and is a predicted model, not a curated record. NCBI's taxonomy places the organism in Eukaryota, Metazoa, Arthropoda, Copepoda, Calanoida, Temoridae. The coding region runs from base 201 to 962 and encodes 253 amino acids. The transcript is spliced from 14 exons. Gene Ontology annotation, biological process: motile cilium assembly; axonemal dynein complex assembly.